This is a messenger RNA of Fusarium oxysporum Fo47, 1612 nucleotides long. Its product is annotated as kinase-like domain-containing protein. Gene Ontology annotation, biological process: peptidyl-serine phosphorylation; endocytosis; signal transduction. Gene Ontology annotation, molecular function: ATP binding; protein serine/threonine kinase activity. The transcript is spliced from 3 exons. NCBI's taxonomy places the organism in Eukaryota, Fungi, Ascomycota, Sordariomycetes, Hypocreales, Nectriaceae. Gene Ontology annotation, cellular component: nucleus; cytoplasm. The coding region runs from base 441 to 1556 and encodes 371 amino acids. The record is from RefSeq and is a predicted model, not a curated record.
AAACGCACACGAUUCUCUUGCAGGUAUGUUAGCCGAUCAUAUUUCCUAGACCGAAAUGUGUUUUUUGUUUGGUUUUGUAUCAACCGUCUUGUUCGUAUAUUCAUUCUCUGUCAUUUGGAUGCACCGACUCAUGCCUACGCGGGCUUUUCUUGAUACUGCAUGAGGCUUGUCGGGCGAGUCGCUCUUACGUCGAGUUGCGUCGGGUUUGCCUUGUGGCGUUGCCCACCGCCCUCAAGCCUGAUUCUUCUCCGACCCAGUUUUGCCCCUCUCAUUGCAUGCAUUGCCGCCUUUUCUCAUUUGCUUUCAUUUAUCUACUUUUCAACCGAACCUAGACGUUGCUGACUCCCCCUAUAGCCAACGAAGGCUUGCAGAUCACACAAACUUGUACACUUGUUCAUCCGUUUUUAUUCCUACGGAACGGAAAACCAUCAACUUUCAUCAUGACGACCAUGGAUCUUCGCGUCGGUAACAAGUACCGUAUCGGUCGAAAGAUCGGUUCAGGUUCUUUCGGUGAUAUCUAUCUGGGCACCAAUAUCAUCUCCGGUGAGGAGAUCGCCAUCAAACUUGAGUCCGUCAAGGCCAAGCACCCGCAACUGGAGUAUGAGGCUCGUGUGUACAAGUCUCUUGCUGGUGGCGUUGGAAUCCCGUUUGUUCGCUGGUUUGGUACCGAGUGCGACUAUAAUGCCAUGGUUCUCGACCUUCUCGGCCCCAGUCUGGAGGAUCUCUUCAACUUUUGUAACCGAAAGUUUUCCUUGAAGACGGUUCUUCUCCUGGCCGAUCAGCUCAUUUCUCGAAUCGAAUACAUUCACGCCAAGUCUUUCAUCCACCGAGAUAUCAAGCCCGACAACUUCCUCAUGGGUAUCGGCAAACGAGGUAACCAAGUCAACGUUAUCGAUUUCGGUCUUGCCAAGAAGUAUCGCGACCCCAAGACUCACUUCCACAUCCCCUACAGAGAGAACAAGAAUCUGACAGGUACUGCGCGCUACGCCUCCAUCAACACCCACUUGGGUGUCGAGCAAUCACGACGUGAUGAUAUGGAGUCCCUUGGUUACGUUAUGCUCUAUUUCUGCCGCGGCUCUCUCCCUUGGCAGGGCCUGAAGGCCGCCACCAAGAAGCAGAAGUACGACCGCAUUAUGGAAAAGAAGAUGACUACCCCUACUGAGGUUCUCUGCCGUGGAUUCCCCAAUGAGUUCGCAAUCUACCUCAACUACACUCGAUCUCUUCGAUUCGACGAUAAGCCUGAUUACAGCUACCUCCGCAAGAUCUUCCGCGACCUCUUUGUUCGUGAAGGUUUCCAGUAUGAUUAUGUUUUCGACUGGACAGUCUACAAGUACCAGAAGAACGCGCAGGCUAUCGCACAGGCUGCCGGUCAGGCCAACCCUGAAGACGAGGAAAAGGCCCGUGCCAGCCGUACCAACGCCGCUACUGCCGGCCAGUCUGCUGCUAAGCCUAAUGCCAUUCCCAGCACUCGUCGCAAGAUGCUUGAGCGAGGCUCCGGUGCUGGCGUCGAUACUCCCGACACCAACCGUGCCAUCGGUGGAAGCGACAGGAUGUGAGUGAUAAGUAACGCCUAUUUUUUCUAGUCCCUCGCUUCGCUCAGCUUCAAAGGGAG